Xylona heveae TC161 is the source of this 1134-nucleotide messenger RNA. RefSeq names its product peroxin 7. Gene Ontology annotation, cellular component: peroxisomal matrix; cytosol. Bases 1 to 1134 code for a protein of 377 amino acids. Gene Ontology annotation, biological process: protein import into peroxisome matrix. Gene Ontology annotation, molecular function: protein binding. The record is from RefSeq and is a predicted model, not a curated record. NCBI's taxonomy places the organism in Eukaryota, Fungi, Ascomycota, Xylonomycetes, Xylonales, Xylonaceae. The transcript has 3 exons.
AUGCUCGAGUUUCGCACCCAAGGCUUCAACGGAUACGGCGUGAAAUAUUCCCCCUUCUUUGACUCGCGUAUUGCCGUGUCAGCAGCUGCAAAUUUCGGACUUGUUGGAAAUGGCCGUCUCUACAUACUCGGUCUAACACCAAACGGCAUAGUCGCAGAAAAAUGGUACGAUACUCAAGACUGUCUUUUCGACACCGCAUGGUCUGAGGCGCAUGAGAAUCAAAUAGUGGUUGCAUCGGGCGACGGUGCUGUCAAGCUCUUUGACCUUAAUCUGGAUAAUUUCCCUGUGCAAUCAUGGCACGAGCACAAGCGCGAGGUAUUCUCCGUGCACUGGAAUCUUACUUCCAAAGAUACGUUCUGUUCAAGUUCGUGGGAUGGAACAGUUAAAAUUUGGAACCCCACGCGCCCGGCCUCAAUCCUCACCCUUCCCACGAACUCCUGCACCUACUCCGCCUCCUGGUCUCCUCAUUCACCGUUCCUCCUCUCAUGCGUCUCAUCUGACAGCCACCUACGGGUCUUCGACGUCCGCGCGCCCACGGUUAGCGGGACAACUAAUCAUCUCGUUUCCGCAACAUCAAUCCACAAUGCUCCUGCCGUAUCAAACACCCCAUAUGCAUGCACGAUUGAUGGACCAGGAUCACUACUCCCUCCCAUUCCACCCACAGUUCCACGUCUUGCAAAUGGGACUUUCCCGCCGUCUGAAUGCCUUACACACGACUGGAACAAAUACCGCGACACAAUUAUCGCGACAGGGGGUGUUGACAGGUUAAUCCGCACCUUCGACUUGCGCAUGCCGAGUCAAGGUCCAUUAGCAGUGUUGCCAGGACACGGAUAUGCCAUACGCAAGCUUGCGUGGAGUCCCCACCUUCCAGAUGUUUUGCUGAGCGCAAGUUACGAUAUGACGUGCCGUGUCUGGACGGAUGGAAUCGGGCUUGGCGUGGGCGGCCCUGGUGUAUCCAUGGGCAAAACCAGCGAAGUUGUACAAGGCCCGGCGAGAGAAAUGGGGCGUAUGGCGCGCCACACGGAAUUUGUGACGGGUGUAGAUUGGUGCUUGUUCGGCGCAGAAGGAUGGUGCGCUAGUUGUGGAUGGGACGAGAGACUGUUGGUAUGGGAUGUGAGAGCUAUUAUGGGGUGA